Molecule: messenger RNA, 219 nt
Organism: Lichtheimia ornata
Lineage: Eukaryota; Fungi; Mucoromycota; Mucoromycetes; Mucorales; Lichtheimiaceae
Exons: 1
Coding region: 1-219 (72 amino acids)
Source: RefSeq, a predicted model, not a curated record
AUGGCAGCCGACUGCUUUUGUAACGAAAUCGAUUUUAUUUUCACUGAAGACUGUUGUAUUGGAACGAUGGGCGAGCUAAGACGCCAGCACGAACUCCACUGCCGUUUCCGGGAUUAUAGCAACCUUGGUGAUUUCAAUCGAUGCUGCGACUCAUAUGGAGGAAAAGCUCGUUGUGUCCUUACUCCAUCCCAUGGUGAAGAAGACGACGAUGAUACUUAA